AUGAGCAGAUUAUUGUGUUCACUAGCGCUGUUGCCAUUGUUGUGCCUUGCAGUUAGAGAGCAGUCAAUUGCGGUGAAAGGUCGUCUACUGUGCGGUGAGCGGCCGGCUGCGAACGUGAGAGUCAAGCUAUGGGAAGAGGACUCAGGACCAGAAUAUCGCGGACGCCUUCUCGUCACCGGGCUAUACCGACGACAGAAUGGUGAAUUCCAACUCCAGGGUGCAACUGUGGAAACGACACCGAUCGAUCCUAUUCUGAAAAUCUAUCAUGACUGCAAUGACGUCACAGGCUUCCUCAGCGUUCCUAAGCCGGGAAGUCGAAAAGUGAAAUUCUCGCUACCAGACAAAUACAUCACCGAUGGUAUGGUACCUCGAAAAACGAUGGAUAUCGGUGCUGUCAAUCUGGAAAUUGAAUUCUUGGACGAAGAACGAGAAUACAUCGUUGAUUAA
Cooperia oncophora is the source of this 447-nucleotide messenger RNA. The record is from the annotation of a GenBank genome assembly. NCBI's taxonomy places the organism in Eukaryota, Metazoa, Nematoda, Chromadorea, Rhabditida, Trichostrongylidae.